Molecule: messenger RNA, 1716 nt
Organism: Lingula anatina
Lineage: Eukaryota; Metazoa; Brachiopoda; Lingulata; Lingulida; Lingulidae
Product: aerolysin-like protein
Source: RefSeq, a predicted model, not a curated record
ACGCGGGUAAGACACCAAAUUCAUCCAGGAUCGAGGAAUCACAGCACUUUACUCCAGAAUGCCUCACCUCAGAGAAUUCAGCAGCAUUGACAAGAGGUAUUUCACCACCAAUCAGGCCUCUGGUGGAAAUGGCGGAACGCCUUUCACGUACGUCAGACUGGACGAUGGAGCCAUCAUGACCAGGCUAAAAGCCUGGAAAGACGAUUGGCGUAUCCGUGGAGUGGAGAUGUGGAUGAGCGACGGGAAGUCUCACCUUGUUGGGAAGCGAUCUGGAUCUUCAAGCGAGUUUCGCUUAAACACCGGCGAGAAGUUGACCAAACUCAACAUCCAAGCUAGCGGAGAGACCAGCUCAGGCGGGAAUCAUCGUCUAGGCGCCAUCUGGUUGCAGACGGACAAUGGGCGCGAUUGGGGAAUCUUCUCGAGCUGGUUGGAAGAGGACGGCCGUUACUGUCCGGAUGUGGGCUCUGGUAUCGUCUGCGGAAUGUUCGGUGCCGGGGGCGAGGACGUCGACAGUCUGGGGUUCGCUAUACUGCAUCCAAUUAAGCAGGCACGCUUGGUAGACGUCACCUACCCGAAUCUGGACACGGAAAUUGUCGCCUCGGUUCCGGAAACAGUCGUCCAGCAGAGGAUCACCAAUGAAUCGUCCGUAGAACAGACCUACCUCGUGAAGGGUUCCCGAUCCGUCACCAUUACGCGACAGUGGGGCAUAACCACGGCUUUGGAGUUCUCUUUGCAGACAACGGUCUCCGGUGGUAUCCCAGGGGUGGAAGGUGUAAAGGCCAGUUCAACCUGGAAGGUCACCGCGAUUGCCUCAUACGGUAGGUCCACAACGACAACGGAACAGCGCACGUGGGAAUGGCCGAUUAAGUGCCCCCCAAACCGCCUUUUGUAUGCCACAGGUACCAUGUACGCCGACUCUAUAGACACGGAGUACAAAGCCAACAUGCAGAUCGACCUUCAGAACGGCAACAGCUACAAGUACAGCGUGGAGGGGAUCUAUGAUGGCAUGAAUGCUCGCAGUGGGUCAGUCAAGAUUGAGGACCUGGGCCCUGCACUUAAGCAGUUAACACUGGGGACGUCACGAUUUACGCAAGGUGACGGCACAGUGCAAUUUCUCAUGUGAUGCCAUGUGUUGUCAUGUCAUAUUAUGUAGCAUCUCAAAACUACAACUCACGCCUUUUUACUUAGCACCGUCUAAACACUUGCACGUGUUCCCUGGCAACUAUUCGGAUAGUUGUUGAAAUCGGGAUAAGAGACUGUUCGUUCGAAUGUGGCAUUUUUGUUUUUUAUUCUUUGUUAAUUGCAAUUCACGCACGUGUAUGUACUUCUUUAUUUGAGACCAAACUAAGCUGGCUUGGAACCUGUAACUAAGAUGUAAACACCAAAAUGCAUUAUGAACUUGUGGUAUGAAAUGUAGAAUUUAAAGCAUUUUGAUGUCUGGCGUAACCUUGUUUUUAAUAAGACCGUGCUGACAAAAUAAGCAAAGCCACUAUUUAAAUAAUUCAAUUUGCAUGUUAAUACUUAUGGUGGCUAGUUAAGAUACUUUGUUUGUUUACACUUAAUUUUGGAAGAAAACAAAAAGUCACAUAUAUACUCUUCGAGGAAAUGUUUGGUUGAAUUUCAACAAUUGUAUAUUAUCAUUAUUAGCGUAACGCUCUGUCGUGAAAGUGCUUGCAUAUUUUUUCUGUAAACAUCGAUCUCUUUGUGCCCACUCUC